Molecule: messenger RNA, 2279 nt
Organism: Dermacentor silvarum
Lineage: Eukaryota; Metazoa; Arthropoda; Arachnida; Ixodida; Ixodidae
Exons: 7
Coding region: 1334-1741 (135 amino acids)
Source: RefSeq, a predicted model, not a curated record
GCCACAUAUACUUACUGAAACCUGUGUGAAACGAAAUUAGGGUUGUAAUUGAAUGAAGGAAUGAAUUUCUUUAUGUAGAAAAUUAAAUGGCUUGUGGUGAUAGGUUCAUAACGCCGAAUGGUAAUCGGUGAUGGCAACGCAGGGUUGUAUAGGAGGUAAAAAGCGUACUGAAAAUCGAGACGACAUUCGUACACAGCAUUCCAAGAGAUUAUUUACCUAAAUUAUUAUAAAUAAAAUAACGUCAGUGCAUCCGGAAGUUGACGGAGCCAUUGUGCUCCCCUCAUGGUUCGCCCGCUGAGAGAAAUAACUAUGAAUAAAUAAAAAGAGCUUGUUCUCUUUUCGCAGUGGAAUGCAGUGACUCCCUUUGCUCCCUUUGACGUCACUAACUGUUUUGUCGCCGUGUGCAGUGUGGCCGGACGAACCGCUUACGCCGGUCAGCGCGAAUAUCGGAUCGGGCGCGAGGUGUACGCUCUGUUUUCCCUUGUCACUAAAGGUCGGAGUCCUUACUCUCGCAAAUUUUAUUUCGCCUUUUCUGAAUACGAUGCUGCGACAAAAGAGCAUGGCGACAUUUCACACACGGAGUCACAAGUGGAAGAAAGCGAUGCGACGUCCAGUUCUGGUUAAACGUCACGCACUCCUGCUGUACAAGAAUAUAGAAGACCGUGACGUUUGAGCGGAGCAGUGGCACGAAAAGCAAGUAUAGGCCUAUAGCGGCGGAAUCGAAAAGAACACGCUAUGCGUAUGCCUUCGAUUCUUAUCCACGUGGCCUGUUUAUUAGUGUGGUCAACGACAUGACCGAACAGUGAACACUGGAGAUGUUUUGCCUCAUAUUGAAAUUACUUCUGAGAGUUUCCACUAUACGUUCCCCCAGAGAGGUGUCAGCGAAAGAAAGGGGAAAACAAGAGCUCUUAACAAAGUGUGUGAUCCUUCAAAUAUUGUUAUCAGGUGACAGUAAUAAUAUUUGUCGUUCAAAUAAGGAGGAAGGCGAGGCUACGAAUGGCCAACAACGCCCACUCCGGGACUUUUGCAGGUGCAGCGAACCCAUGCAUCGCGUUCAUGCUUUGUCAACACGGAAGCACGAGGUCACAGGGGUCCUCAUGUCAUGGCUUUGUCGCGGGAACGUGGCCACCAUUUCCGGAACUUCCUUCUUCACAGCACUGUUGCCGUGGCUUUAUAGGAGGCGUUGCUUCAGAUGAUCCUCUUUUGCAGGAUCCACAUACUAGACACUCGUGUACGUCCUGCACAGGGCAGAUACAUUUGCAGCAGGUACCUGUUUUACUAUUUCGAUAACUCUUACGAAUAAUGUAGUUCGUGGGGCGCAGAUUGCCGUGUCAUGAACCGAGGUCACGUGUACUUGGUCGAGGUGACGACGACGAAGAAGAAGAAGUUCGAGAGGUUGGUACAGCCGCUCAUCUUUCCCUGUGAGCUGUUCAUUCUUACUGCUCCGGCAAUGAAUGCACUGCAAGCCCUUGUAAUCUCGGCUUGUGCUGCAAUAGGUGCGUCCCAAUGGCCUUGCCCGCUAGAGGCCGAGCAGUGUAGCAGCUGGUGCCAGGAUCACGGCUGCCUCGACGGUCAGUGCACGUGCGGAGUCUGGGACGGCUGCCACUGCACCGGAUGUUGCACCGAAGUGCCCAAGGUGGACUGCGUGGACAUUAACUGCGUCGAGGCUGCCAAACCACGCGGAGUGUGCGUGCAGGACACCUGCCUACCCGACAUCAACGACCCCUACUGCCACGACUAGUGACCGCCCAAUUAGAUAAAUUUAUAGGAGAGCGAUUUUCGAAAAGCAAGGCGACGCGAAAGGACGUGGAGCACGUUCAGUAAAAAGGAUUAGAUAACGCGUUCAGUAAAAAUGUAAUAAAGACCCAUGCAGAUGAAACGAACAUGUUGGAAUCAGUGUUUUUGUGGGCUUGUUGCCGAAUAACGCGAUGUUCACGUCUAUUGCAAGAGUAUAACGGAGCAGAAGCGCUAUAAUACGAACAAGAAUAUGAUGAAAACUUGAGCGGAUGUAUGUAGGUUUCUCAGUGUGGUUUGUUGGUGCUCGCUGACGACACAUCGAUCAAUGUGCAUUGGAGCCACACACCUUGUUGGUGGGACACGGCCGCGGCUCUCAUGUCGCGAGAUUUGCUGCUUAAAAAAGCGUUUGUCGUGUCGUUUUUGUUCUUGUUGCGGUUGCUUUUUAAGGCAAUCAUGUGAAUAGAAAUGAAUGUGUCUCCUACUUAAGCAGGAAUAAUGGUGGCCAUCUAUAAUUUGGACUGCCCGACGAGUAGUCGGACAGU